Molecule: messenger RNA, 5743 nt
Organism: Myripristis murdjan (pinecone soldierfish)
Lineage: Eukaryota; Metazoa; Chordata; Actinopteri; Holocentriformes; Holocentridae
Gene: thoc2
Product: THO complex 2
Exons: 39
Coding region: 95-4819 (1574 amino acids)
Biological process (GO): mRNA export from nucleus; mRNA processing
Cellular component (GO): THO complex part of transcription export complex
Molecular function (GO): mRNA binding
Source: RefSeq, a predicted model, not a curated record
CGGUGUCCCACGAUGCAAUAGUAAGCUAGGAGCUAGCUACCACAUUUGACCCUGUGCCAUGAUGAACUAGACAUCCGGGCUGUGUGUAUGGAAGAUGGCGACACUUAUCCUCCCUGGUGAUUGGAUCAAAAACUGGGAAAAAUCGGGAAAACACGAGUUUGUACAACUGUGCAAGGAACUCACAGAGAAAACAGAUCAUGGCAGUGAGGUUAGAGAUAUCCAGGCUGCCUUAUACGAGCUCUGCUGGCAAGUUGUACAAGGGAACCUGAAGUUGGAUCUUGCUGCUAGCGUCCUUGGAGACAUGAUGGAACUCCGAGAUGACAUGCCAUCCAUUUUAGCAGAUGUUUUCAGUAUACUCGAUAUAGAGACAGGUGCACUGGAAGAAAAAAACAAACGUGACCAUUACACACAGCUGGUGGGAGCGUGUUUGUUUUUUCUUCCAGAGGCCAUUCUGAAAGAGAGGCUGGAUCCAGAAACCCUCGAGUCUCUUGGACUCAUAAAGCAAGCCCAUCAGUUCAACCAGAAGAUUGUAAAAAUCAAGACUAAGCUAUUUUACAAACAACAGAAGUUUAACUUGCUUAGGGAAGAGAAUGAGGGCUAUGCCAAGCUAAUCACUGAGCUGGGCCAAGACCUCUCAGGCAACAUCACCAGCCACCUCGUCCUUGAGAGCAUCAAAUCCCUGAUAGGCUGCUUCAACCUAGACCCAAAUCGCGUCUUGGACAUUAUCUUGGAGGUGUAUGAGGGUCGAUCUGACCAAGAUGAGUUCUUCCUGUCGCUCAUCAAGUCCUACAUGUGUGAACCACUCACCCUUUGCCACAUCCUUGGCUUCAAGUUCAAAUUCUACCAGGAGCCCAACGAGGAAACUCCUAAGUCACUUUAUCACAUUGCUGCUGCUCUGCUUCACCACAACCUAAUAGAGCUGGAAGAUCUCUACGCACAUCUCAUGCCACUGGAUGUCACCAUCGUAGAAGAACACAAACAAGAGAUUUCGGAGGCCAAGCAGAUUGCCCGCAAGCUGAUCAUGGUUGUGGUGCCAUCAGAGAAAAGUGAAGACAAGGAAAAAGACAAAGAGAAGGAUGAAGAGAAGAAUGAGAAGCCACCUGAUAACCAGAAGCUUGGUCUGUUGGAAGCACUGCUCAGGAUUGGAGACUGGCACCAUGCCCAGAGUAUUAUGGACCAGAUGCCUUCCUUCUAUGCCACUUCUCACAAGGCCAUCGCACUGGCCCUCUGCCAGCUGGUGCACCUGACUGUGGAGCCUCUGUACCGAAGAGCCGGUGUCCCAAAGGGGGCUCGAGGCUGUGUGAUGCGUCCGCUGAGGAACAAAAGGGCACCUCGGCCUGCAGAGAGCUUUGAGGACCUACGCAGGGACACGUUCAGCAUGCUCUGCUACCUGGGCCCUCACCUCUCCCAUGACCCCAUCCUCUUUGCCAAGAUCGUGCGUCUAGGCAAGGGCUUCAUGAAAGAGUACCAAAGUGAUGGUCGAGCUGAUGGUAAAGACAAAAUGGAAACACUGCUGAGUUGUUUCCUGAGCAUUGCCGACCAGGUGCUACUCCCCUCUCUCUCUCUGAUGGAGUGCAAUGCUUGCAUGUCUGAAGAACUGUGGGGUCUCUUCAAACUCUUCCCCUACCAGCACAGGUACCGGUUAUAUGGGCAGUGGAAGAACGAGACGUAUUCCAGCCACCCGCUGUUGGUGAAGGUCAAAGCUCAAACUGUGGACAGGGCCAAAUACAUUAUGAAGCGUUUGACCAAAGAGAAUGUGAAACCAUCUGGAAGGCAGAUUGGCAAGCUGAGCCAUAGCAAUCCUACCAUCCUUUUUGAUUAUAUUCUGUCUCAAAUUCAGUGGUACGACAACCUCAUCGGUCCAGUGGUGGACUCCUUGAAAUACCUCACAUCCCUCAACUAUGACGUCUUGGCCUAUUGCAUCAUUGAGGCUCUGGCCAACCCUGAGAAGGAGAAGAUGAAGCAUGACGACACCACCAUCUCCUCCUGGCUUCAAAGCCUGGCAAGUCUAUGUGGAGCUGUGUUCAGAAAAUACCCGAUUGAGUUGGCUGGCCUCCUUCAGUAUGUGACCAAUCAGCUGAAAGCAGGAAAAAGUUUUGACCUGCUGAUCCUGAAAGAGGUGGUGCAGAAAAUGGCGGGCAUUGAGAUCACAGAUGAGAUGACCUCAGAGCAGUUGGAGGCCAUGACAGGAGGGGAGCAACUCAAAGCUGAGGGCGGCUACUUCGGCCAGAUUCGAAACACUAAGAAAUCGUCUCAGCGUCUGAAAGAUGCACUGCUGGACCAUGAAUUGGCUCUGCCGCUGUGUCUCCUAAUGGCCCAGCAACGCAACGGUGUAGUUUUCUUAGAGGGUGGAGAGAAACACCUCAAACUAGUCGGCAAGCUCUAUGACCAGUGUCAUGACACAUUAGUGCAGUUUGGUGGUUUUCUGGCCUCCAACCUGAGCACAGAAGACUACAUCAAACGAGUUCCUUCUAUUGAUGUCCUCUGUAACCAGUUCCACACACCACAUGAUGCUGCCUUCUUCCUCUCUCGGCCCAUGUAUGCCCAUCAAAUUCUGUCCAAGUACGACGAGCUGAAGAAAGCUGAGAAAGGCAACCGACAGCAGCAGAAGGUACACAAGUACGUGGCAGCCUGUGAGCAGGUGAUGUCACCGGUGCAUGAGGCCGUGGUGUCCCUCCAUCCGCCCAGGGUGUGGGAUGACCUCCGCCCUCAGUUCUACGCCACCUUCUGGUCCCUCACCAUGUACGACCUGGCUGUGCCACACGCUGCGUACGAGCGUGAGGUCAACAAGCUCAAGGCCCAGAUCAAGGCCAUCGAGGAGAACCCAGAGAUACCUUUAAAUAAGAAAAAGAAAGAGAAAGAGCGCUGCACAGCCCUGCAGGACAAGCUUCAGGAGGAGGAGAAGAAGCAGCUGGAACACGUCCAGAGGGUCCUGCACCGCCUCAAACUGGAGAAAGACAACUGGUUGUUGGCCAGAUCCACAAAGAACGAGACCAUAACAAAGUUCCUGCAGCUCUGUCUCUUCCCUCGUUGCAUCUUCUCUGCCAUCGAUGCUGUGUACUGUGCCCGCUUUGUGGAGCUUGUCCACCAGCAAAAGACACCCAACUUCUGCACCCUGCUGUGCUAUGACAGGGUGUUCUCUGCCAUUAUUUACACGGUGGCCAGCUGCACGGAGAAUGAAUCUCGCCGCUACGGACGCUUCCUCUGCUGCAUGCUAGAGACAGUGACCCGCUGGCACAGCGACCGCGCAAUCUAUGAGAAGGUGUCCACCCAUCUCUGUUCUCUACACUGCGAGUGCGGCAAUUACCCCGGCUUCCUGACUAUCUUCAGAGCCACAGGCUUUGAUGGAGGAAACAAAGCAGAUCAGCUGGAUUAUGAGAACUUCAGGCAUGUGGUGCACAAAUGGCACUACAUGCUGACAAAAGCUUCAGUUCACUGCCUGGAGACGGGAGAGUACACCCACAUCCGGAACAUCCUCAUCGUGCUCACCAAGAUCCUGCCCUGCUACCCCAAGGUCCUGAACCUGGGCCAGGCGCUAGAGUGCCGCGUCCACAAGAUCUGUCUGGAGGAGAAGGAGAAGAGGCCAGACCUCUAUGCCUUAGCAAUGGGUUAUUCAGGUCAGUUGAAAAGCCGGAAGGUCCACAUGGUUCCCGAGAAUGAAUUUCAUCAUAAGGAGCAGCCAGUGCGCAGUGCCACCCCUGCCAAUCAACAGAACGGGCCUGGCAGCACAGGAAAGCCUGCCACCAGCACAAGCAAGACAGAGGAGGGGCCAUCCGAGGAUGGGGAUCGGGGCAAGGACAAAUCUCAGGGGACUGCAAAGCCAGUGAACAAAGCCAACAGUGCAGCGGCCAAAGUGACCACCAGCAAUGGAAAUGCUGCUCUUAACAGCACCAAAGCUGUUAAAGAACGGGACGACAAAGAGAAGAGUGGGAAGGAGAAAAAAGAGAAAAAGGAAAAGACGCCAGGCAGCACUCCAGAGACAAAAGGGGAGAACCGUCGGGAGAAGCAGAGGGAUGAGAGAGCAGGAAAGGAGGAGCGGGCGGCACGCGAGGGUAAGGAGAAGACGCCCAAGGCAGACCGGGAGAAGCUCAAGGCCGAGGAGAAGAGUGGCAAAGAGGACAAGGCCAAAGCCGGCAACGGGGAGUCCAAGGAACCGUCCAGGGAGCGUGACGCCAUCAAGGAGUCCAAGACCAAGGAGAAGGGAGACAGGAGCGCUGUGGUCGGGUCCCUCAAAUCACCAGUUCCCAGAUCAGAGUCUGCUGAAUCUGAGAGGGAUCACAAAAGACGAAAGCUCGACAGUCACUCUUCACCGUCCCACUCCUCAUCUGUUAAGGACAAUAGCAACGAACCCAAGGAUUCUGCAUCCAAGCACCACAUCAACUACAAUUCAGUUGACCGGUCCAAGAGCAGAGAGAGGGAGAUGGACAAGAAAGACUUAGAGAACACACAAGGCCGAUCCAAAGAGAAGAAGGAAGAGAAGGAUCGCAAAGACAGGAAGAGGGACCACACUGUCACCGAACGUGAGAUGAGCCAAGAAUCCAAACGCAGAAAGGACGAGAAUGGAACCAACUCCUCCAAAAACAGCAAGAGCACCAGUCCUUCCUCUGACUCGCCGCUCUCAGCUGAAAAAGAGAAGAGCAAGAGAUCCAAAUCUUCCAGCAAAGAGAAGGGCGAGUCUGUGAAACCUGAGAGAACUUCCUCUGGAGGCAAAAAGGAGUCCAGACAUGAUAAAGAGAAAUCCGACAAGAAAGAGAAGAGGGACAGCAGUGGCGGGAAGGAAGAAAAAAAACAUCAUAAAUCCUCUGACAAGCACAGAUAAUGUGCAAUAAAUCAGUGAAGCAGAACUGGAGAAGCUGUGCUUUUACCUGCAAGACAACUGUAACCCUGUCUGUACCAUGUUGUUAACUAGUACUCUCAUUUCUGCCUGUGUUGUUUUUCGGUAUACUGCCCGCAAAGUGAUGUUAGUUGUAGUAUUUCAACUUUCAGAUCACCUCUUUAUAUUUCAUUUCAAUGUUGUUGUUGUUUUUUUUUUUUAUCAGUAAACCAGCUGAAAGUUUUUGUUUUGAUUUGGUUUUCAUUUUUAUUUUUACUCUUCGGUAUGGGCACAAUGUGCUGUUCAAAUCACAAAAAAAUGUUAUUCUACUCAGAAAAGUGGUUACUGUAUUAAAGGGUCUCUUGGUAGCACCUGACAUGGAUUCAAUAAUCUCAUGCUUGACUUUUUUGUAUUUUUUAUGUGAUCAGGCUUUGCUUUUGCUUGUUUUAUUGGAGUUAACAUGCUUUCCAUAUUCACUUACCUCAUAUCCUUUAGAAAUACUUUAUUUAUUUCUCUCUACCUUUUAAUCCAAUUAAGAAUUUAGACAUAGCUCAGUAAAAUGAUACAAAGGACCAGUUUGUAUAUUAUGUGUACAAUAAUAAAGAGGGUAACAUGAAAUUCACGUCAUGUUAGUUCUUUCCUUUUUUCUCUUUUUUUUUUAAUGUCCCUUACAAUGUCCUUUUUUGUGAUUUUUUUUUUUUUUUUGUGUGUGUGUUAUCAGGUUUUUACAUAAUUUAUAAAAAAUGCCAAUUCACCUUGAUGCAAAUAUAGAAUUGUAAAGAAAAAUCAAGGCAAAAAAAGUUCUAAGCUCUGUUCUCCAAAUACAACUGUUUCGAAAUGACUUUUUGGAGUUUUUAUCUGCUGUACUCAACGAGUGUAUGCUUUUUUUAAAAACCAAUAAAUAAUAGUUUUCCUAGUGUGUCACUUUGA